UGCUCUGCGCCGAGACUCUGCUUACUUGCUCUCCCGCCUAUUUGGAGAUUUGACUCUGAGAUUUUUACUACCCGUGGAUAUUACUCCUGAUAUGGAGAAGAUUGAGGAACAAUUUGCUAAUCUGAACAUUGUUAAGCGUUCCACAGAAACUAAAGACCCCACUUACCUGCUUGGCAUAGACACAUCAAAGACUGUAAAAGCAGAAAAGGGAAUAUUGGUUGCUGUUUUAUGUUCUAAUGGAUCAAUCCGAUUAUAUGACAAAGAAAGGUUAAAUGUACUACGAGAAUUUAGUGGCCGUCCUGGACUUCUUAAUGGGGUCAAAUUUGCAAAUUCUUGUGACAAAGUAUAUUCAUCCUGUACCGAUGGCACUGUAAAAUGUUGGGAUGCUCGAUUAGCCAAUGAAAAACCUGUCCAGCUGUUCAAGGGCUACCCUUCCAAUAUUUUUAUCAGUUUUGAUAUCAACUGUAAUGAUCAUGUCAUUUGUGCUGGUACAGAAAAAGUUGAUGAUGAUGCAUUGUUGGUAUUUUGGGAUGCAAGAAUUAAUUCUCAGAAUUUGUCUACUACUAGAGACCCACUUGGUGCAUAUUCAGAGACACAUAGUGAUGAUAUCACGCAAGUGUGCUUCCAUCCCAACAACCCUAAUAUGGUAGUCUCAGGUUCCACUGAUGGCCUGGUAAAUGUAUUUGAUAUUAGUGCUGACAGUGAAGAAGAUGCGCUAAUUACAACCUGUAACUCUGUUUCAUCAGUAAGCUAUAUUGGUUGGUCUGGGAAAGAUUAUAAACAGAUUUACUGCAUGACACAUGAUGAAGGAUUUUGUUGGUGGGAUCUUAAUCAUCUGGAUAAUGAUGAACCUGUUACAUGUUUGAACAUCCACAAUGUUCGAGAAGUAAUUGAUAUGAAAGAAGAUACUUUGGAUUAUUUGAUUGGUGGCUUAUUUCAUGAAAAGAUGAACCAACUGUUUGUUGUUGGAGGGACAAACACAGGAAGGAUUCACUUACUGAGCUGUUCUCCAUCAGGAUUGAACCAUGUCACCUGCCUUCAGCGUGGCCAUGCUGCUACAGUCCGUUCUUUCUGUUGGAAUAUGCAGGAUGAUUCUUUGCUAACCGGAGGGGAAGAUGCCCAGUUGUUACUUUGGAAACCUGAAGCAAAAGAGAAGACAUCUACAAAGAAAGACAGCAUGAAAAUAGCAUCGUCUGUGUACCACCGAGUUCGAGUUCACAGUAAUGAUUCUUAUAAGAGGAAAAAAAAACAGUAAUGUUACAAUUGGAGUUUAGUUGGUAGGUUUUAUAGUUGUAGGUAAUUACUUUUGUACCCUUCCUGUGGUAGACAUCUUUAAAGCUCAUGUAGAAAAAGUAAGUCAAUUAGAAAAUAGUCUCAGAAAAAUGUUGAGAAUGGUUUAAUUCAGGUCUUUGUAUAUUCUAAAAUUAUUUUUUUUAAGCUCUAGUUGAAUAUAUCAGCAGUAAGUUGAAAGUAAAAUUACAUUCCUCAUUUUAAAAAACCCAUCUGUUCAGUUAGUAAAUGUUGAAUUUAAAGAAAUUAGCUUUGAUAAGAAUUUAGAAGUAGAUGGUUGGUAUGACUUUAAAAAACAGGUGAUUUGGGCUUUUUUAAGUUCAAUUUUUAUAUUUUAAAUCAUCUUUAUUUACAGAACCAAAUCAGACUUUUCCUCAUUUGAGGAGCUCUUACUUUACUUAAUACACAUAGAUUGUGUUGAAGUACUUAAAUGUAAAUAUUCUAAUGGGUUUAAGUAGAAUUAUAUUUUUUAAAGAAAUAG
This is a messenger RNA of Condylura cristata (star-nosed mole), 1771 nucleotides long. It is a transcript of the gene WDR89, whose product is annotated as WD repeat domain 89. The transcript has 2 exons. Gene Ontology annotation, molecular function: protein binding. The coding region runs from base 92 to 1255 and encodes 387 amino acids. Lineage: Eukaryota; Metazoa; Chordata; Mammalia; Eulipotyphla; Talpidae. The record is from RefSeq and is a predicted model, not a curated record.